GUCGGGUUUGACGAUAUAGACGCCGCGUCCAGGCAACACGGGUUUAUGCAGCGGCAAUUUGGAGCCAUGAUGCAGCCCGGCGUGAAUAAGUUCUCCUUGCGGAUGUUCGGGAGUCAGAAAGCCGUGGAGAAAGAGCAGGAGAGAGUGCAGACGGCUGGAUAUUGGAUCAUUCACCCCUAUAGUGAUUUUAGGUUCUACUGGGACUUGAUAAUGCUCAUCAUGAUGAUGGGGAAUCUAAUUAUCAUUCCUGUGGGAAUUACCUUCUUUUCCGAGCAAACCACCACCAGCUGGCUCAUCUUCAACGUGGCCUCGGACACCAUCUUCCUGGUGGACCUGGUCAUGAACUUCCGAACGGGAAUUGUGAACGAGGAGAGCUCAGAGAUCAUCCUGGACCCAAAGGUCAUUAAGAUGAACUACCUGAAGAGUUGGUUCGUGGUAGACUUCCUGUCCUCCAUCCCGGUGGAUUAUAUCUUUCUAAUAGUGGAGAAAGGCUUCGAUUCGGAGGUCUACAAGACGGCCCGAGCGCUGCGUAUCGUACGCUUCACCAAAAUCCUCAGCUUGCUCCGUCUUCUCAGGCUUUCACGCCUCAUCAGAUACAUCCACCAGUGGGAGGAGAUUUUUCAUAUGACGUAUGACCUGGCGAGUGCAGUGGUAAGAAUCUUUAAUCUGAUUGGCAUGAUGCUGUUGCUGUGUCACUGGGACGGAUGCCUGCAGUUUCUGGUGCCUCUCCUGCAAGACUUCCCUCCUGAUUGCUGGGUGUCGCUAAACGGUAUGGUUAACGACUCCUGGGGAAAGCAGUACUCUUACGCACUAUUUAAGGCCAUGAGUCACAUGUUGUGUAUCGGGUACGGAGCUAGAGCGCCCGUCAGCAUGUCGGACCUUUGGAUCACCAUGCUAAGUAUGAUUGUGGGCGCCACCUGUUACGCCAUGUUCGUGGGUCACGCCACAGCCCUCAUCCAGUCUCUGGACUCAUCUCGACGGCAGUACCAGGAGAAGUACAAGCAAGUGGAGCAGUACAUGUCCUUCCACAAGCUUCCAGCUGACAUGCGGCAGAAAAUCCACGAUUACUAUGAACACCGCUACCAGGGAAAGAUCUUCGACGAGGACAGCAUCCUUAACGAGCUCAACGACCCGCUCAAAGAGGAAAUUGUGAACUUUAAUUGUCGUAAGCUGGUGGCCACCAUGCCAUUGUUUGCAAACGCAGACCCUAACUUUGUGACGGGAAUGCUGAGUAAGCUAAAGUUCGAGGUCUUCCAGCCUAACGAUUACAUCAUUCGCGAGGGGACCGUGGGUAAAAAGAUGUACUUCAUUCAGCAUGGAGUGGCCAGCGUCAUCACCAAAUUCAGCAAAGAGCUGAAACUCACCGACGGAUCCUACUUUGGAGAGAUCUGCCUGUUGAUUUGCAGUCCCCCAGUGCAAACCCCUAUAGCCAGCCGAACAUUCCAGUAUGGAUCGCCGACGGCCUCCCAACUGUCCCUUGUACAGCAACCCUUACCCCAGCAGCCCUCGCCUGCCUCCAUUCCCCAACAACCGCAAGGGGCGUCCCCUCAGAGGAGCGAUGUCCACAAGAGCACGCAGGCACUCCAGUCAGGUAGCCUGAGCAAGGACAUACGCCACCUCUCUGCCUCGCAGCCGUCACUGCCCCACGAGAUCUCACUGGCUGCCCGGGCACAUCCCACAUCGGGCGAAUCGCUCGCUUCCAUUCAGCCACCCAUGGGAUCUGCAGCAGGCGUCCAGGCCCCGGGUUCCGUUCCGCAAAGCAGCAUCCGCACCAACGUUCCACAGAGGGUUGCUCUUUUCCGGCAGAUGUCAUCGGGCGCAAUACCGCCGGUGCGCACGGUGCCCUCUAGUGCCCAGCACAGGGAUUCCACGGGCUCCAGGAGAGAGUCGGCAGUCUUAAGUAGUACAGAGACGGAACAAGACAAGAUGCGGUUCGCAUCGAAUUUAUGAUCCCGUUUUACUUUUUUUCCAUGUUCAUUUUUUUAAAAGAUAUUUUGAUUGAUUUUUACGGAGAGACUAAAAAAUGGGGAAAAGACUCGUAUUUUUUUUCUCCAACUUCCUCUGAGAAAAAAAUAAUAACCUCAUAGCUAUCCUGUACAGAAUUUCCUUGUAUUAUAUUUUAGACACACCUCCCCUUCAACUUAUAUUAAGAAUGUAUAUUAUACAAAUAUAUAUAUGAGCAAAUCCAACUAGAAUAUUUGGCAUUGACCAUAUGGAAAAAAAAAACUCUAGUAUAAACGCAAGUCUUCCUCUCUAACAUAUGUGACUAUAACGUGUCAGAUGAUGUUCUUUUCUGUUGAUGUUUUCCUUGCGGUUCGGAUUUUCGUUAUCGUUUUUGGUACUGGAAUGCUUUUGAAUGUGUUUUCUUUACCGUUUUUGUUCUCAACGAGAAGAUGACAAAACAAGUCCAGCAUUCAGCAUCUUUUGGCAUCACUGUGGAAAAUGUCUGUGCAAAUCAAACCUGGGAAAUACUGAAAUGUUUAAAAAGCACAUCUAAAAACUUUUAGCGGCUGGAAAAAAAAAUAAUAUCAGAAAAUGCUCGGAGCAUCAGAUCAAGGUGCAGAUUCGAUCUCUGCAAUACUUUGUGUUGUGCAGUAAUUGCUUUGCGUUUCAAGACAGCAUUUGUGCAUUAAAGGGAAUCAAUGUAUUUUUUUCUGUUUUUUUAUUUUAAUUUAUUUCAUUUUUACAAAGGAUGUGUGGUCAAAUCGGAUGGUUUAUUUUCUAUAUCUGAUUUUAGAACGAGAUGGACAUUAUGAAAUGUCACUUAAAGACUGUACAUUUACAAUAUUUAUAAAACUAAAGAUUAUCACCAUUAUGCAAUAGACUGUGAUAUAAAGAUUACCUAUAUGUGUGUUGUACAUAGUUUUGUAGACCUAGUAUUUACAAAAGUAAUGUGUGGUGCAUUUCUCAAACAUGGCAAUGUCUUAUCUCUGUCAGCCGCCUGGGUAAUGCCUAUAUAUGCAUAUAUAUAUAAAUAUAUAUAUUCAAAUGGUAAUAUGUGACAACAAACAUCAGAAACAUUCAUUAGAGAUAAGAAAACCUUAAUGCAAAUAGUAGCAUUACACUGUAGGUAGUAAUAAAGACAAUAUCUGAAUUCAAAAAUAUCAUGCUGGUCAAAGAUAAAGGCAUAUGAGAGAUUACAGUGGCAUGACACCACUGCGGUGGGGGAGGGGGGUUAUGCAUCUUCAUCAUCAUCAGCAGCAGCAAAGCUUAAUGCAUUUUGCCUAUGUUACAUCGUCAUUUUAGUAUAUUUAUUUGAUAAUUUCCUGAGCUGAUGUAACAAGGAAGCCAUAGGCUGCCUGCAUACAUCGAUAGAUGCUUUGUUUUAUAAUACUUUCAUAUUAAUAGUGU
Sinocyclocheilus grahami is the source of this 3351-nucleotide messenger RNA. RefSeq names its product potassium/sodium hyperpolarization-activated cyclic nucleotide-gated channel 1. The transcript is spliced from 8 exons. Gene Ontology annotation, cellular component: HCN channel complex; membrane; axon. The record is from RefSeq and is a predicted model, not a curated record. NCBI's taxonomy places the organism in Eukaryota, Metazoa, Chordata, Actinopteri, Cypriniformes, Cyprinidae. Gene Ontology annotation, molecular function: voltage-gated potassium channel activity. The annotation marks the transcript as partial. Gene Ontology annotation, biological process: sodium ion transmembrane transport; regulation of membrane depolarization; potassium ion transmembrane transport.